Molecule: messenger RNA, 927 nt
Organism: Drosophila navojoa
Lineage: Eukaryota; Metazoa; Arthropoda; Insecta; Diptera; Drosophilidae
Source: RefSeq, a predicted model, not a curated record
AGCGCGAGAAAAUGCAGUCACAUCUCAGGCUGGCUCCACUGGGGGACAUCUGUCAGAAUUUAACACUUUUCGACAACAGCACAAAAAUUGUUAUGCACACAAAAGAAACGACGAUAAGAAAGACAACGACGAAAGAUGUUGAUGACGACGACGGUGGCGACGGUGACGAUGGCGACGCUUCCCGCGCUUGCGACUGUGCGGCUUGAAUGUGUUGCGAAAACUAACACAGAAACAGUCCACAAGCAAGCCCAAUGCUCGAAGCCGUCGACGUUGCCGUCAAGCUGUCGAGCGCCAACAACAACAACAACAACAACAGCAGCAACAACAAACGUGGCUCAACAGCCGCGUCGCGAUGCUUCGCUGAUAACUUGUCUAGCGGCAGCAGCUGCCGUCACAUGCAAUGUGGCACCACAUUUUGGACAGCAGUGUAGCCUAAGCCGCUUGAUUUAAGACCUGCAACGCAUUGACAACAGACAAAAGAAAAGAGAUAGCAUGAGGCAAUGCAGAAAGCAGCGCUGUUAAAUUUGGCUGUGGAAUGCGUUUACUAUUCCAAUCGCUGGAAUCUACUAGAAAAACUGGGCAGCAUUUUUGGAGUUUAUCUUGAAAUCGAAAGUAAAACCAAAUGGGCAGCACUUUUAUGCUUGAGGCGAACUAAUGGAGUGCUCGCUAACAUGUUUGACUCUCAAGAGGUAUAAAUGAAAAAGUCGACACAUUAAAUAUUAAAGUUACUUAACAUGUUAACAACUUUUACUAGCAUAUUGCUCUGCACAUUUACUUAAAGUUUAACUGGGCAAGCGAGUGCUAAAAAUAAACUUAAAAAGAAGACGAUCGUCAAAUCGUUUUGACCAUGCUUACAGCCUGUUUAAAGACUAAGAGCCACACCUUUCGCACACCUUGCGGUCGCUUAAACUCUGACUUAAGUGAUGU